Molecule: messenger RNA, 1387 nt
Organism: Haliotis rufescens (red abalone)
Lineage: Eukaryota; Metazoa; Mollusca; Gastropoda; Lepetellida; Haliotidae
Product: carbohydrate sulfotransferase 15-like
Exons: 7
Coding region: 2-1234 (410 amino acids)
Biological process (GO): hexose biosynthetic process
Molecular function (GO): N-acetylgalactosamine 4-sulfate 6-O-sulfotransferase activity
Source: RefSeq, a predicted model, not a curated record
UAUGGGCUGGAUAACAAUGACAACACUUUCCCGUCGCGAUAGUAAACCUUCAAAGAUAAAUGUCAUCAAUUACAGCGACGUUUACAAACCAAAUACAAAGACUAUUCCAAGUAAUUAUGGCCAAGAAUCCUACCCUAAAGAUGCCCACGAAGAAAAGGGAAGUGGUAUAGUGACAGAUGCACGUGAUGAUGUAACCAUGCACAUCAAUCAGUCCUGUUCAUGGGAUAGUAUUUCUCCACCACUUGACGAAAUGACAAGGAAGAAAUACGAAAUUCAUGAUUUAUUACGAGUUAAGAAACCCGCCUUCCUCUCAAACUAUAAGAACCCAUGUUGGUUUGAAGACACUACACGUGCCUUACGAUGCAUUCCGUACUUUCACCUCGUUGGUUUUCACAAAUGCGGAACGACCCUCACCUUCAGCACCAUUGUUAGUCAUCCCGAGACCGUCGCACCGAAGGGAAAGGAAACCCAUUGGAUUGCUGCGAAAAGGUUCAAAGAAAGUUCAAAUAUCCGAAGGUUUGCGGACAGAUUUUCCACAGCUGCCAAAGAAAUAGAAAGUCGUGUGCUCACAGAUUCACCUUCAGGCCAGACAUUCCACCACGUCAUUACAGGUGAUGGUUCGCCAACGACAAUCAAUGGUAACGAGAAGUGGCGUUACAUGCCCGGUAACUAUAACUGUACAGAGCCUCGGGUCCUCAAUCCACACUAUUUAUAUCAUCUUUACCCCUCAACUAAAAUCAUCAUUAUGAUCAGAAACCCAACAGACAGGAUGAUAUCUGCGUAUAACUAUAUGACCCUCGAGUAUCCACAUGUGACGGCAGAGAGCUUCCACAAAGAAGUGGUUAAUGAGAUAAGAGCGUUUGAAGAGUGUUUAUCAAUUUCGUCUGUGAGGACUUGUUUAUACGAAAAGAGAAUUCAAGUUUGGACUGGUCUGUACCAUGUGGUCAUCAGUGACUGGAUGAAAGUUUUCCCUCAAGAACAGAUUUUGAUCGCAAGACUGGAAGACAUCCGUGAUGAUCCUUAUAUAUCUUUCUCAAAAAUAUUUGAGUUUCUGGACUUAAGUCUUGUGUCUAGAUCGGAAUUUCAACAAAUGCAGAAGAGGGGAAAAGACAAUAAAGGAGAAACACGUUUUCAAGCGAGGAAUGAGACACGUCAACUGUUAGACGACUUCUACAGACCUUACAACAUCCAGCUUGCCAAACUAUUGAACCAUAGGUACCCUACUUAUACUUAAAUGUCCUUGAUGCAUGGAUAGUGAUACCAUUCAUUCUAAAUUCACUACUUUUGCUUGUAGGUGUUCUAUGCCAUUAGGGUUAUGCUCAUCUCACUUUUGUGUCAUCAAAUGUGUUUGACUCACAACUAAUAAAUUCGAUAGAUCUACAUUUCA